AUGUGCAUACAAAAGGUUAUUGAAGAUAAAUUAAGUUCAGCCUUAAAUCCCACAUUUUUAGAGUUAAUAGAUAAAUCUUGUGGAUGUGGAACAUCCUUUGAUGCUGUUAUAGUUUCUAAUAAUUUUGAUGAUAAAAAGUUAUUAGAUAGACAUAGACUUGUUAACACUAUUUUAAAAGAAGAACUACAAAAAAUUCACGCCUUUUCUAUGAAAUGCCACACCCCAGUUGAAUAUGAUAAAUUAAAGAGCAAAUCAACAUAA
Plasmodium gaboni is the source of this 261-nucleotide messenger RNA. Its product is annotated as putative BolA-like protein. Bases 1 to 261 code for a protein of 86 amino acids. NCBI's taxonomy places the organism in Eukaryota, Apicomplexa, Aconoidasida, Haemosporida, Plasmodiidae. Gene Ontology annotation, cellular component: cytosol; nucleus. Gene Ontology annotation, molecular function: 2 iron, 2 sulfur cluster binding. The record is from RefSeq and is a predicted model, not a curated record. Gene Ontology annotation, biological process: intracellular iron ion homeostasis. The transcript has a single exon.